This is a messenger RNA of Sinocyclocheilus grahami, 1199 nucleotides long. RefSeq names its product threonine synthase-like 2 (gene thnsl2). Gene Ontology annotation, molecular function: pyridoxal phosphate binding. The transcript is spliced from 7 exons. Gene Ontology annotation, biological process: 2-oxobutyrate biosynthetic process; dephosphorylation. The record is from RefSeq and is a predicted model, not a curated record. The coding region runs from base 72 to 1199 and encodes 375 amino acids. NCBI's taxonomy places the organism in Eukaryota, Metazoa, Chordata, Actinopteri, Cypriniformes, Cyprinidae.
CGCUGCUAUGUGAACACAGAGCGGGUCAGAGUGCAGCAGAUCCGGCUGUGGAGAGUCCAGUCUGUCACAGGAUGCAUUACUGCAGCACGCGUGCAGGCGUUCAGGGCCGCAGCUUCAGAGACGUACUGUUCUCUGGAUACGCUGCAGAUGGAGGCAUGUUCAUGCCCGAGACCAUCCCAUCACUGUCUCCUGAAACACUGCUCACGUGGAGCCGUCUGUCCUACCAGCAGCUGCUGUGUGAGAUCUGCUCCCUCUACAUCCCUGAGCAGGAGAUACCGCGACGUGAUCUAGAGGGGCUCAUUUCGCAGGCGCUGUCUAGCUUCUCCAUACCUGAAGCUGUGAGACUGGUUCAGCUGAAGGACUCGCUGUCCAUCCUGGAACUGUUUCAUGGAGAAACGCUGGCGUUUAAGGAUCUGGCCAUGUCCUGUACCUCUCAGUUCCUGCAGUACUUCCUGCGCAAAGAUGGCAAACGGGCCACAAUUCUAGUAGGUACGUCGGGCGACACGGGCGGCUCGGCCAUCAGAAGUGUGUUGGGUCUCAGUGAGGUGGACAUUGUGGUGGUCUUUCCCCGCAGACGCAUCACCAGAGUACAGGAACGACAGAUGACCACCAGCAUAGCGGACAACGUCCAUGUGUUUGCAGCUGAUGGGACGUCUGACGACAUCGAUGUUCCGCUGAGGAAACUGUUUGCGGAUCCAGACCUGGUGCUACGUCAUGGUCUCAUGAGUCUGAACUCUGUGAACUGGUCCAGGAUCCUGGUCCAGCUGGCACAUUUCCUGUUCGCAUACCUGCAGCUGAGCAUGCCGCAGGCCAAAGGAGACGCUCUGCCCGCGCUGGAGGUGCUGGUGCCCACAGGAGGAGCGGGAAACAUCACAGCUGGAUACAUCAUGAAGCUGAUGGGAAUCCCUCUGCGUCUCGUGGCCAUGGUCAACUCCAACGACAUCGUCCACCGCACACUCCAGAGCGGAGAUUUCUCGAUGUCCGACUCCGUCAAGCAAACGCUUGCUCCUGCCAUCGACAUCCAGGACCCGUAUAACAUGGAACGCGUGUUCUGGCUGCUGUCUGGUCGAGAUGGAGCGAUGGUUAAGAGUCUGAUGGAGGAGUUUCAGAGGACACACAAACUUACUCUUCCUGCGUCACUCCAUCAGCAGGUGAACAAUAAACUCAUUUACAUCACCGGCACAUACAGCUGUGUCUGA